This is a messenger RNA of Medicago truncatula (barrel medic), 791 nucleotides long. Its product is annotated as E3 ubiquitin-protein ligase ATL76. Gene Ontology annotation, molecular function: transferase activity. The coding region runs from base 53 to 688 and encodes 211 amino acids. Gene Ontology annotation, biological process: protein ubiquitination. The record is from RefSeq and is a predicted model, not a curated record. NCBI's taxonomy places the organism in Eukaryota, Viridiplantae, Streptophyta, Magnoliopsida, Fabales, Fabaceae. The transcript has a single exon.
GCUCUAAUUAGCUAGAUAGCUAACUCAUCAAUUAGUUCCCCCAACAGAAAACAUGUAUGCUUCUACUUCUUUUACUUCACCACUUCUACAUGAGCUUCUUGUGGAAUCUCACACAAGAAGGUUACUCAUUCAAAACCCAGUUGAUCAUCAAUCACUUAAAAUCAACCCCCCUGUUUUCACGAACAACAACAAUUCAACCGACUCAAAGUUCGGAGCUCGUGAAUUUGAUUCAGAUGUUGUGAUGAUAAUUGCAGUUCUAUUAUGUGCUUUUAUUUGUUUACUUGUAUUAAACUCCAUCAUAAGGUGUUUCUUAAGGAUUUCAAACAACAAUGAAUCUUCUUCUAGUUCGAACAGCAAUUCUUCGCCUCAAUCGGUCAAUAAAGGAAUCAAGAAGAAAGCUCUUAAGGCAUUUCCCACAGUGAGCUACUCAACUGACUUGAAACUACCAAGUUUGGACGCAGAAUGUAUGAUAUGUCUCUCAGAGUUCACAAAGGGUGAAAAGGUGCGCAUUUUGCCUAAAUGCAACCAUGGAUUUCAUGUUCGUUGCAUUGACAAAUGGCUAAAAGAACAUUCAUCAUGUCCAAAGUGCAGACAAUGUCUUCUUGAAACUUGUCGAAAGAUUGGUGGGUCGCAGGUGCAACCAAUUGUGUUGCCAGUGCCAGAAAUUAUUAUAGCAAUCCAAAUGUAAAAAUAUACUUUAGUUAAAGUUUUGAAUUCAUUUUUUUCAAUAAGAUUAGUGUAACUAUUUGAUGUUUUAAAUCGAUAGAAAGCAUAUAUCCUUGGUUGAACAA